AAACAGAAAAAGAAUAAAUAAAAUCCCAAUUUAUUUUGAUAAGAAUCAUGCUCGUAUUUUAAAAAAUUCGAAUCUGCUACCGAUGAUACGUAAAAGACUUAUUCUAACCUGAUGAGUCUCUCGGUUGCAACUCAACUAAACUUUUAAACAAGAAAAAAAUAAAAAUAAAAAUCCCCGUUUUGGAUUGGGAAUAUUUUAGUGCAGAGAAGACCAAACCACAGAAUUUGUGAUGUUCCACUACUAGUACUGGGAAUGGAGGAGCAGACUUUUGUUUCCAAAGCGAGAACCGCCUUUCAUUCCGCGGCGGCGAAAGCGGAGCGUGUUCUCUUGGAUUUCAAAUCCGAUCGAGCAUUGACUCAAUUUGUUGACCGUCGUGAAGAAGAUCACGAUAAGCAAUCGUCGCCAAACACCUUCACCGGCCAACAACCAGAAGCUGAAUCUCCUCACACCAACGAAAACGAUUCCAAGCUUCGUAGUGAAUUGAAGCAUAUAAAGUGGAGGCCUCCACAUUUAGGAAUAAAGCAGGAUUGGCAGGAUAGAAUAAAGAACAUCCGUAGAGGGAGAAAAGAAGUUGAAGAUACAGAUAAAGUUGGGGAUGCAAGCAUGGCAGUUCCUUUUUAUGACGAUAAUUUGUACCUCCUGAACAUGAAGAAUGAUCUUGAGGCCAAGGCUUCAGAAGCAAUUCCCUCAGUUGAAAGCUUAACUGCUGCAACUAAAGAUCCCAUUCCUCCAUCAUCUGUGCUAAAGCAAUUGGCUAUAGCUGUUGAGGCUGGAAGUAAGGCAAAGUCAAUGAAAGAUUUAAUAGCUUCAUCAGGAGUUUCUUCACCUGCUAGAGAGAGGGCAGGCUUAAGUUUCUCGGCAGUUAAGGCUUUAGUGCUACGUGAAAAGGAGGACAAACUUACAUCUGAGUUUACUAGCAAUGAGAAAGUUGUGCAGUUAAUUAAUUCUCUGUUUGAUCCAGAAGGAGAUUUCCUUAGAAGAAAGAUCAACUCUAAUCUAGAGGAAACUGCUAUGACAUCUUUGCCAAGAGAUAUUCAUGGUGCACCUCCCGAGAGCCUUGUUGUUAAGCUAGCUGAAAUCCUUGGAAACUACAAGACUCUUAGAAAAAUGGCUCUUUUCUGGUGCAGGGUUGUUGCUGAACUAAGAAAACUAUGGUCUGAGGAACAAUACUUACCAGGAGUCCCCCAGAAUGAGAUUCCUGAUCUGAAGUCAUGUCUUCUAUAUCAACAUUUUCAAGUAAUUAAUUGCUGCAUCUCUCGGAAAAGGUUCCGUAUUAUUGCCACCGAAUCUUUAGACUCUAUGAUGAUGCAAGCUAAUUCAGACAUAAAAGAAUCAACUGAUUGUUGCGCUGGAGCUCCUGCAAGCCCUGUUCUAUAUGCUAGAUUGAAUAGUGGGGAGCUUGUUCUUCGACUUGGUGCAGAUCAUCCUGCUGGAGAUAUGACAUUGUUGGAAACUGGCGAGCCUGUGUAUUCUCCAAUCACUCAGGAAGGACCUUUGCUUACAGAAGAUCUAAUCAGGGAAACAGAGGAGUUUGUGCUGCGGACAGGGAGUGUUGGUGCUGGGUGCUCUCAACUGCUCUCAGAUAUGCAAGCUUUCAAGGCUGCAAAUCCUGGAUGUAUCUUGGAGGAUUUUGUAAGAUGGUACUCUCCUCCUGAUUGGACAGAUAAUGAAGCAAGUACAGAGGAUAGUGAUGUUUUUGAUAGUGGGGAGCCAUUGUCUACCAGAGGUCAGCUAAGUCAGCGAAUGCAAAAAGAAGGUAAUUUGUGGCGUGAAUUGUGGGAAACAUCCAAACCAGUACCUGCUGUUAAGCAGGCACCUCUGUUUGAUGAGGAUUUGGCAUUGGAGGGCAUCCUCAAUGCAUUUGAAGACAUCCAUCCAUCUGAUCUUUUUGGACAGCUGUUUGUUUCGUUACUUGGUUUAGGAUUUGCAAUUGCCGAACCUAUGCUGUCUAGUAACAGUGACUUCUCGAAGUUAUUCUAUGACUGCAAGGAGUACAUAAUUGUUGCUUGUCAAAACAACAAAUUGAAUGAGAAAGUUGAUGAUCUUGUUCAGGUAUAUGAAACAGUGGAGAAAAUGUUAUUGGAUCCUGAAGAAGCUCUAAAGAUGAUUAGGCAGACAGAGGAAUCAACAAUGGUUACCGGUGAACCAAGGAGCCCGUUUAGGACGCUUAGCCUUAUCUUUGGAGGCAAAGAUAAAUUAUUGAGGAAGUCUGUCUCAAAAGAUCAGACAAACGACGAAGAGAAGUCAGGUCGGCAGUCAUUCUCUAGUUUCUUUGACAGCAAGUCAUCUUUGUUUGGAAAGAAGCCUCCCAAGUCUGGGUUCCCAUCUCCUUCUGCUAAAUCUUCAAUCGAUACUGGUUGGACAGUUGUUUAGACAAAUUUCAUCUUCCGCUGUGUUUAUUGAGGAUAAGCAAUAUUUUUGGGUUCCCCCUCCCCCUGAAGAGUGCAGAUAACUGUAAAUUUUCUCUAUUCUUUUGCCAGAUACUUGGUGGUUGUAUUAUGUAGAAAUUUUAAUUUAUACUUCAUUCUUUUUUAUUCGAGGGAAUUGAAGAUAUAGCUUUCGGGCCUUUAGUAAACAUUUUGUUUGUUCUACCUGU
Glycine soja is the source of this 2596-nucleotide messenger RNA. RefSeq lists its product as uncharacterized. Gene Ontology annotation, biological process: positive regulation of GTPase activity. NCBI's taxonomy places the organism in Eukaryota, Viridiplantae, Streptophyta, Magnoliopsida, Fabales, Fabaceae. The record is from RefSeq and is a predicted model, not a curated record. Gene Ontology annotation, molecular function: GTPase activator activity. The transcript is spliced from 15 exons. Bases 253 to 2373 code for a protein of 706 amino acids.